AUGUCACUCUUUCGUUUUCUUUCGAAUAAGGUCGGUACUGGUUCAGGUUCGAUUGCUGGUGCUCAUACUGUAGCUACAUCAUCAUCACCAUACGGGGCUGUUGCUGGUGGUCAUGGUCAUGAUUCGCAUGUUGCUCCAUGGGAAGGUGUGAAUCUUUGGCGUACACCAUUCAAAGGUGAUACUGAUACAGUUACACAAGUAAAACGUACUAAAGGUACACUUGAUCGAUAUGUUGAAAAUCGUGUUCGUCGUAUUCAACAAUUACAGAUCGAAGCUUUACGUAACAAGACUACACCAACUUGGGUUAUGAUGCCACGAGAUAGACUUCUUCUUGCAGCUCAAGGUAUUAUAUUGAUGAAUCCACCGAAUAAAUCAUCAACUAUCGAUGGUUGGAAUGACCCACCAGCUAAUCUUGCUUUAUCUGAUAAUAUGUCAACAAAACGUGUUUUACUUAAUAAACGCGUUCCACAUACAAAUCAAGAUCCGACUUCAACAAAUAAUCCUUCGAAUAUUUUAACAGCACCACCAAUAUGUUCUCCAUCAACAACAUCUACACCUAUUUCAUCAGAUAAUGAUACUUCAUCAAAAAAUGAUCUAUUAACUAUUGAAGAAAUGAAUGAAAUAUUUAAAAAACAACUUAAAAAAUUAGAAGAUUCAUCAAGUGUUGAAAAAAAAAUUCUCGAAGAUAUUUAUAAAAAAUUUCAAGUUAUGCAUGACGAAUGGUGUCAAGAUAAAUUAUCAUUAAAUACAAAACAAACAUUAUCAAAUAUAUUUCGUGAACUCGAUUCGAAUCAUGUACAACAAGCAUUUGAUAUGCAUGUGGUAUUGGUUCGAAAUGCAAGUUCAGAAGUUGUUCGUUUUAUUGUUGGUAUUAAACGGUUAAUACAAGAGUUACAGCGAUUAUCUAAUUAA
Molecule: messenger RNA, 912 nt
Organism: Rotaria sp. Silwood1
Lineage: Eukaryota; Metazoa; Rotifera; Eurotatoria; Philodinida; Philodinidae
Source: the annotation of a GenBank genome assembly